AUGCAGCAAAUGAUGCAACAGCAGCAACACCAGCAAAGAACUGAUACAACGCUGCAAAACAUUGAAAGACAGAUUGGUGGUAAAACAAUUUCAGACCCAAAUCCUAAUUUUCCAGCAGGAGCACAGCAGAAUAUUUCCAGGCCAUUUGCACAACAUUUCAAUCAACCAGAAGUUUCAGAUUCUGAUCAAACUGAUGGAGUAGAUUUUGGCUUAGAAUUUACUCCACCAGCAGCUUCAAAUUCAUCUCCAAAUUCAGCACAGAAUCUGGAAAAUUCUGGACAGAAUCUGGACAGAAAUCUAAACCAGCAAGGAGUUGAGCAUUCUAUUCCAUUACCUUUCCCUCAAAGAAGUGUACAACCAAGGAAAGAGUUGGAGGAAGAAAAGGCUAAAGAAUAUCAAGAAUUGGUGAAAUUGUUCAGCAAGGUUGAAGUGAACGUUCCUUUGCUUACCAUGAUUAAGCAAAUUCCAAAAUAUGCCAAAUUCCUCAAGGAUCUUUGUGUGCACAAAAAGAAAUUGAAGGGAAAUGAAUUGAUAAGUAUGGGAAAGAAUGUUUCAGCAUUACUUCAGUCAGUUCCUCAGAAGUGUGAAGAUCCAGGAGUUUUCACCGUGCCUUGUGUGAUAGGAGAUUGUAUCUUUGAGGAUGCGAUGUUAGAUCUUGGAGCUUCUAUUAAUGUGAUGCCUAAAUCAGUUUUUCAGUCAUUAAGAAUUGGACCUUUGCAGCCUACAGGUGUAGUGAUUCAGUUGGCCAACCGUAGUCAAGCACACCCAGCAGGAGUGAUUGAGGAUGUAUUGGUAAAAGUGAGGGAGUUAAUUUUUCUUGCAGAUUUUUACAUCUUAGAUAUGGAGGGUGAUGUGCUUGCAAACAGGGCUCCGCUUAUUCUGGGACGUCCAUUCUUGAAGACUGCUAGAACAAAGAUAGAUGUACAUGCAGGAACUCUUUCUAUGGAGAUAGGAGACACAGUGGUUCGUUUCAGCAUUUUUGAGGCUAUGAAGCAUCCUAGAGAGGAUCAUUCUAUACUUAGCAUGGAUAUAUCGGAAGAGUUGGAUGGCAUGGAUUUCUUGUCAGAUAUUGAUUCAGAUUUGGAGGUUUCUGAUUUUGGUCAAGAGAAUGAGAUUGUUUCUUUGUUGGAGGAGAUUUUAGAGGUGGAAGAAAGUGGUAGUUCAAGUGAAUGCGUAGGGGAUUGCUUAGGAGAAGCAUUACCCCUAGGAUCGCUCAGAGAGGAAGAGACACAAGAGGAGUUGAAACCAUUGCCCCAACAUCUGAAAUAUGCAUAUUUGGGAGAAAAUCAGCAGCUACCUGUCAUCAUAGCUCAGAAUUUGGAACCAGAUCAGGAGGAGAGAUUAUUAGAGAUUCUGAGACAGCAUAGGAAGGCCAUUGGAUGGACUUUGGCGGGCAUUCCUGGGAUCAGUCCUUCCAUUUGUAUGCAUAGGAUCUAUUUGGAGGAGGAUGUGAAGCCAAAGGAGGUGACUAGACUCUUACAGGCAGGCAUUAUUUAUCCGAUUUAUGACAGCAAAUGGGUCAGUCCUAUCCAUGUGGUUCCGAAGAAGUCAGGGGUGACAGUGGUAGCUAAUGAAGAGAAUGAACUGGUGCCCACGAGAGUGAAGAAUUCCUGGAGAGUAUGUGUGGACUACAGGAAACUGAACCAAGCAAGCAGGAAGAAUCAUUAUCCACUACCUUUUAUUGAUCAGAUGUUGGAGAGGCUGGCAGAGGACCAGGAGAAGACGACCUUCACUUGUCCUUUUGGGACAUUCGCAUAUCGUAGGAUGCCAUUUGGAUUGUGCAACGCUCCAGAGCAUGGCAUUGUUUUAGGUCAUAUAGUCUCUAGGAAAGGCAUUGAAGUAGAUCCUGCUAAAGUUAGCGCUAUAUCUUCUUUAUCUUACCCUGCAUGCGUGCGGGAGAGGUGCAGAGAGGGUUUUGACAGAUUGAAGGAGGCUCUUACUUCAGCACCUAUUAUCAGACCCCCAGACUGGUCCUUACCUUUUGAGUUGAUGUGUGAUGCUUCAGAUUAUGCAGUGGGAGCUGUACUAGCACAGAGAGUGGAUGGAGCACCCCAUGUUAUUUGCUAUGCUUCCAAGACUUUGGACUCAGCUCAAGCAAACUACACAACAACAGAAAAAGAGCUUCUUUCUAUUGUUUUUACUUUAGAUAAGUUCAGAUCAUAUCUUCUUUGUUCUCAUGUGAUUAUUUUUUCUGAUCAUGCAGCUUUGAAGUAUCUCCUCAAGAAGCCUGAUGCAAAGCCUAGAUUAAUCAGAUGGAUGCUUCUGCUUCAAGAAUUCGACGUAGAGAUACGUGAUAGGAGCGGGAAGGAGAACUUGGUUGCAGAUCAUUUGAGCAGGAUUGAAGGAGACUUAGACCAUUCGGCCAUUGAUGAUGAUUUCAGGGAUGAGCAGCUUCUACAGCUGCAGGGUGAGUCUCCAUGGUUUGGAAUACCCAGGGCGAUCAUAAGUGAUCAAGGGUCUCAUUUUUGUAACAGACACAUGAAGGCUUUGCUACAUAAGUAUGGGGUUACACACAAAGUUUCUACAUCCUAUCAUCCUCAAACAAAUGGGCAAGCAGAAGUGUCUAACAAGGAGGUGAAAUCAAUUCUUGAAAAGACUGUGAGACCGGAUAGGAAAGAUUGGAGCAAAAGACUUGAAGAUGCACUUUGGGCAUAUAGGACAGCUUUCAAAACCCCUAUUGGAAUGUCCCCUUACAGGAUUGUGUAUGGAAAAGCAUGUCAUUUGCCUGUGGAGAUUGAACAUAGGGCGUAUUGGGCGGUUAAAGCAUGCAACCUUGAUAGUGACACGGUUGGAGAAGAAAGAAAGUUGCAACUGCAAGAACUUGAAGAGAUUAGAUUGGAAGCCUUUGAGAACUCACGGAUUUAUAAAGAAAAGACCAAGAGAUUUCAUGACAAACAAAUUGAGGUGAAAGAUUUCCAAAUUGGUGACAAAGUACUUCUAUAUCGAUCUCGUCUCAAAUUGAUCAAAGGUAAGUUGAGAUCUAGAUGGGAAGGACCUUAUUGUGUUACUAAUGUAUUCUUUUAUGGAGUGGUUGAGAUCCAGGAUAUGUCUACUGGCCGGGUUUUUAAAGUGAAUGGACAAAGGCUUAAAAGGUUUCAUGAAGAAGUGAAGGGCUUGGUGGUGGAGGAAAUGGAACAUGUUGAUGCUAUCUACUCGAGCUAG
Messenger RNA from Zingiber officinale, 3162 nucleotides. RefSeq lists its product as uncharacterized. The record is from RefSeq and is a predicted model, not a curated record. Bases 1 to 3162 code for a protein of 1053 amino acids. Gene Ontology annotation, biological process: DNA integration. NCBI's taxonomy places the organism in Eukaryota, Viridiplantae, Streptophyta, Magnoliopsida, Zingiberales, Zingiberaceae. The transcript has 9 exons. Gene Ontology annotation, molecular function: nucleic acid binding.